Messenger RNA from Penicillium argentinense, 666 nucleotides. RefSeq lists its product as uncharacterized. Bases 1 to 666 code for a protein of 221 amino acids. The transcript has a single exon. NCBI's taxonomy places the organism in Eukaryota, Fungi, Ascomycota, Eurotiomycetes, Eurotiales, Aspergillaceae. Gene Ontology annotation, biological process: protein import into nucleus; ribosomal subunit export from nucleus. The record is from RefSeq and is a predicted model, not a curated record. Gene Ontology annotation, molecular function: GTP binding; GTPase activity. Gene Ontology annotation, cellular component: cytoplasm; nucleus.
AUGGUUUCCACGCCGCUUUUAGGGCCUUUCAAAGUCGCUGUGCUCGGAGAUGCAGGAGUCGGAAAAAGAAGCCUUAUCUCCCAGAAGAGAGAAGGCAAAUUCAACCUUGAAUAUAUGCCGACGAUCGGCUAUGAAAUCUGUCCACUUCCAUGGACUACGAACCAUGGCACUAUAAUCCUGGAUCUGUGUGAUAUCUCCGGGAGCUACUGCGACAUCGGAAUGCGGACCGACUGUCUACGAGAUGCCCACGCUGCAGUCAUUGUGGUCGAUCGAUCGGAGCAACAAACCGUCGAUAACGCCCUUUACUGGUAUCGUGAAUUCGUUUCGGUCACCGGGCCUGAUACCCCAUUCCUGGUGUGUUCGACUAAGCGUUGUCUGGCCCAGUAUGCUUCCGAUGCCCACCCGGACGUGAUAGACUGGCCGGCGGAAAUGGGCAACGUGACAUAUUUUCACAUCUCCUCCGAUGAAGAGGGCAUGGAGUUCCCAUUAGACGAUAGACCAUUUUCUAAUCUAUUUACUGCACUAACGAAUCUUCCCGACAUCGUCCUUGCUACCGUCUGUGGCAUUCCUUACCAAGUUCCCGAGCUGCUCGAAAAGUAUCGGCGAGAGAUGGAGGAAGCCGCGAGUAGGCCUAUUCCGGAUCCGAGCGAUGACGAGAACCUGUGA